This is a messenger RNA of Baudoinia panamericana UAMH 10762, 1548 nucleotides long. RefSeq lists its product as uncharacterized. Gene Ontology annotation, molecular function: zinc ion binding; metalloaminopeptidase activity. Bases 1 to 1548 code for a protein of 515 amino acids. The transcript is spliced from 3 exons. The record is from RefSeq and is a predicted model, not a curated record. Gene Ontology annotation, cellular component: fungal-type vacuole. NCBI's taxonomy places the organism in Eukaryota, Fungi, Ascomycota, Dothideomycetes, Mycosphaerellales, Teratosphaeriaceae. Gene Ontology annotation, biological process: proteolysis.
AUGGCGAGCAAAGCUUCCCUCAGGCGGGCUGAGGACUUUGUCGACUUCUUGAACGCUUCUCCAACCCCAUUCCACGCCGUCCGAUCAGCCAAGCUUCGUUUAGAGAAGGCCGGAUUUCAAGCCAUCAAGGAGCGAGACAACUGGACACCACAUCUACAGCCCGGCGGCAAAUACUACCUCACCCGUAAUGCCAGUACCAUUAUCGCCUUUGCUCUCGGCUCGAAAUGGAAGCCCGGCAACCCGGUCGCUAUGGUUGGCGCUCACACAGACUCACCAUGCCUGCGAAUCAAGCCUGUCUCGAAGCGAACAGCGGACGGCUUCUUGCAGGUCGGCGUGGAGACAUAUGGAGGUGGAAUGUGGCAUACUUGGUUCGAUCGCGACCUUGGAGUGGCGGGCCGGCUGAUGGUUAAGGCCCAGGAUGGUGGGAUCGAGCAGAAGCUGGUACGGAUCAACAGGCCAAUCUGCAGGAUACCCAACCUGGCUGUGCAUUUCGGUGGCAGCGUGCCGUUUGAGUUCAACAAGGAGACCAAUCUGUACCCGAUUACUGGACUGGUGUCUGCGGAGCUGAACAGGACCGGGACUUCACCCGAGGACGUAAAGAAGGAAGACAAAGAUGAGAAGGACGAGCAGGCAACUCCGCUGAAGACCGUUACCCAGAGACACCACCCAUACCUCGUAGAGCUUCUUGCGGGAGAAGCAGGCUGUAACCCGCAGCAAAUCCUCGACUUCGAGCUCGUACUUUACGAUACACAAGCUUCCUGCAUUGGUGGCCUGAACAACGAGUUCGUCUACUCUGCACGACUGGACAACCUAGGCAUGACUUACUGCGCCGUGGAAGGCUUGAUCCAAUCCGUGUCCUCACCUUCAGCUCUGCGUGAAGACUCCACCAUCCGCCUCAUAGCCUGCUUUGACCACGAAGAGAUCGGCUCCACCUCUGCCCAAGGCGCCGACAGCAACAUGCUGCCUGCUGUACUCCGGAGGCUGUCGUGCCUGCCUUCUACGCCCUCUUCGGCCGACAGCGACAAAUCAUACGACAAAAUCACAAACGGUACAUCCGAAGAGAGCAGCACAGCCUACGAGCAGACAUUAGCCACAUCUUUCCUUGUCAGCGCCGACAUGGCUCACAGCGUCAAUCCGAACUACGCCGCCAAGUACGAAUCCGAGCACAAGCCGCACAUGAACGCUGGCACCGUCCUCAAAAUCAACGCCAACGUGCGCUACGCCACAAAUUCGCCCGGCAUUGUUCUGCUCGAGGAAUGUGCACGCCGAGCCAAACCGGCGUCAUUCCGACUGCCUGGCAGUACGGCUGGCAAGGGCGUGCCGCUUCAGCAGUUCGUGGUCAGGAAUGACAGUCCGUGUGGCAGUACGAUCGGUCCAAUGCUGAGCGCAAGCUUGGGUGUGCGCACCAUUGACGUUGGUAAUCCGCAGCUGGCCAUGCACUCGAUUCGGGAGACUAGCGGCUGCUAUGAUGUCGAGCACGGUGUCAACUUGUUCGACAGCUUCUUUGAGCACUACGGCGAGCUCGAAAGUAAGAUUGUGGUUGAUUGA